Molecule: messenger RNA, 1618 nt
Organism: Schistosoma mattheei
Lineage: Eukaryota; Metazoa; Platyhelminthes; Trematoda; Strigeidida; Schistosomatidae
Source: the annotation of a GenBank genome assembly
UUUGUCUUUCUAAUUUUCAAAUCGUACAGGGUUUCGCCGUAGCGCAAAUCUACUUUAGUUACCAACUUUGUGUAUAGAACAUAAUUUCAGGUGCUUCUGUUUCACACCGAGCAAUUAUAUGUGCACUGCACUGUUAUUAAGUUCAGCUGCUUAUCUGAAGCAGUUGCCGUGAAAGGUGGCACGAUCUAAUCGGGUUUCAUGGUCAUAAGGCUUUACAACGUAGUAAGAGUAGCCUAUGUAGCUACUUCACUUUGAUAUCGCUACCCGGUUUACUGUGUUGAAAGGUCAAAAGACGUCGAAUUUUAAGUUGAAAAGUCAAGAAAUGUUCAUUUGUACCUUGCACGGUAUUAAAUGUGAGUGGUUUUAAGUUUCUUAUUAUAAUGAUACUUUUAUGUUUCUCACUAAUUAAAGUGCUUGGGACGUGUUAAUCAUCUGGCAGACGUCCUUCGAAAUAAGUUUUAUGUUACAUUUCAUACUUAUUAGAUGGUUGGAAUCGGUCGAAAAUGUGCAAAACUAGAUCAUUACUCACAAGAAUUCCGUUCGGUACUUGGUAUUGAUUGUGAUUCGUGGGGAUUAAGUUAUCGUGGUGCACUUAUGCAUGAUGGUCAAACAUAUCCCUUGGGAUCUUGCGCUUUCAAAAAGGGUAGUAUAAUUGGCUGUCUUCUCGAUUUGUGGCAUUUAAAGCUUUACUUCUACGUUGAUGGACAAUUGAAUCCGAAUGCUUGUUUCAAUCUGCCACGUGAUAAUUAUUAUCCAAUGGUAUCUUCAACUACGUUACGAAGUGGUUUUCGUUUGAUUCGUGCAAAAUCUUACCCAAUCACAUUGCAAUAUUUAAUAUGCCAGUAUUUUCUCCACCAGCAACAAAAGCAACCAUCGCUUCAUGCCUGUUUCAAUUUGACCACUUUAAAAUUUCCUACUGGUCUUCGGGAAAUUUUAAGCAACACUUUACCUCACUCACUAUUCUUCAAUCAAAUUCAACAAUUAUCCUUCAUUUAUAAUGAUGUAAACAAAGCGCCAUCUCUUCUGCCUGUUGACUCACCUGAUCCUUUCUUAUGGGUUAGUUUUUCUCCAUCUGAUUCAAAUGAUUUAAACAGUAGUACAAAGGGCGAUAUGGAUAAAUUUGACAUUGAACCAUGCUCUCCGGAAGAGUUCGAUUUGUAUUCGGAUGAUUUGUUGAAUGAACGUGAUAGAUCAGUAGACAAAGAAGAUUAUAGUUCUGAUGAAAAUCACCCAACUUGUGAUGGAAUAAAUGAGACCAAUUUUUAUUUAUCUAGAACUACUGAAAGCAGUCAAAAAAGGCGUUAUCAAGCUGCCAUGUCCGCAGAUUGUGUGUUAGACAGACUAUUUGUUUUGGCUGCAAAAUCUACCAAAACGGACGAUAAGUCUAGUGAACCAACAUCCCAUCUGAUGCGUAAUAUGAACUCUGUUGUUUAUGACCAUGCACUCUGGGUGAAUUUGACGAAUAAGAAAAAUUGUCAAAAUCAUAACUUUUCAGUGUUACAAUCGAUCUCUUAAUAUCUUCACUGAAAAAUGAAUUUGUAUAUAAAGAGGUUCACAGUGUUGCUUGUAUAUUCUUCAAUCUAAUCUUUCUUUUAUUAAUAUAAAACUUUCGAUAUUA